UCUGGUUCCCUGGGUCUGUUGCGCCCGCGAUAACGCUCCGACACUGAGCGUUAGCAGAGGCGCAACAGACCCAGGGAACCAGGCUGAGGACACAGCUAUUUCCAGCCAGACAGAACCUACGUGAUGGCGAACUUCGCAGGCCGAGUUGUACUUAUUACAGGAGCGAGUGCCGGGCUUGGAGAGGGGACGGCAUUGCAUUUUGCCAAACAAGGAGCCAAACUCGCGUUAACGGGACGAGAGAAGACGAGACUGGACGAUGUCGCUAAGCGAUGUUCUGAGUGCGGGAUACCUGCCGAUAACAUUCGGACCCAUUGCGGUGACCUGACUGACGCGGCGUUUAGGAAGGCCACCAUUGAAAAGACAGUCGCCAAGUUUGCCAGACUCGACGUACUGGUAAACAACGCGGGUUUGGUUUUCCCUGGGGAGUCCAUGGGAAUGUCGGAGCCCCAGUACGAUCAGACGAUGGACCUCAACAUGAAGGUGCCCUUCCUUAUGUCACAACUCGCAGUCCCCCACUUGGAGAAGACGCAGGGGAACAUUGUAAACAUUUCAAGUCUUUUCGGUGCCAGGGCGAUGGCGAUGACUGGAAUCUACUGCGUCAGCAAGGCUGCCCUUGACAUGUUCACGCAGUGCCUGGCUUUGGAGCUCGCGCCCAAGAAAGUUCGGGUGAAUUCUGUGAACCCCGGCACUGUGGCGACACCGAUCUUCGGACGAGAGGGCUCUGUCCUCCAUGGCAAAGACGACGAGAUAAAGAAGUUCUUGGAGGAACAAGCGAAUGCCACCCCCCUUGGCAGAUUGGGCACCCCCCAAGAUGUGGCUGGGGCUAUUGGCUACCUUGCCUCCGACGCUGCGAGCUAUGUGACGGGACAGAUUCUGUUAGUCGAUGGGGGCCGAAGCUGUACCUUCAAGUGAAGAUCCGGGUUCUCCACUCGAAGCAGAGGACUCAUCACCGAAAUUCAGCAUAGACAAUACAGUUCUUCCUUCUAAGAUUGGUUUGUUCGGAAAAAAUGCUUAUGUGAUCAAAACGAUGAGUGGCAAAUUGUCACAUCAAAUUCCUUGAUAUGAGGUUGCUUUUUAAGAGUUGUAGCUUCUGCCACUAAAUAGGUAUAUCACGCAGUUAUGGCAGGUUGAUCUGGAAGAUUGUUGUCUUAUAUAGAUAUCACAUCAGCCUGUUGUCAACAACUUUAUUAGAGAGGCAUGUGGCUGGCACAUAACUGUUUUAUCAUAUUACUAUAACAUUUAUCCGUGAUAUGAGGCAAGGGCGUGAAAACAUGUAUAUCACACGCCAAUGAUCAUACGUAUGCAAAUUAGAUAACUCGAAAUAGAACUAUAUUAUUUCUGUGAGAGCAUAUGGUUCGAAACAGAGGUAUGAACAAAGGACACAAAAUAGUUCUUGUCACCGUUCUUAAAACUAUACUGCAAAACUCUGUUCAAAUAUUGUUUAAGUAGCCGAGGAACAGUUUUUUUCAGUGAGUGAAUAUGUCCUGCAGAAGAUACCAGGUCGAUCAUUUUGAUUCCAUGGCAAUGGAAAAUGUGUAUCACUGCGCACGACAUAUACGAAUAAUUUCGACUAGUUUUUGAUAAUAAUUUCGAUGCAUUUAUUUGUUGAAAAGGACAAAGUAAUGUUAAAAUAAUAUAUUGAAAUCAUCACGAGUGUUUUUUUAAGUGAGAAAUGUGAGGAUUGUAUGCCGGAUUAUUGAAAAUGGCCUCAAUUGUUAAAGUCAUGCAACAUUACCAUUUUUUGCCACGUUUGAUUCUCUGAAUAAACUACAGGUUUUCGUU
Messenger RNA from Haliotis rubra (blacklip abalone), 1782 nucleotides. Its product is annotated as 3-oxoacyl-[acyl-carrier-protein] reductase FabG-like. The record is from RefSeq and is a predicted model, not a curated record. The transcript is spliced from 9 exons. Gene Ontology annotation, molecular function: oxidoreductase activity. The coding region runs from base 124 to 912 and encodes 262 amino acids. NCBI's taxonomy places the organism in Eukaryota, Metazoa, Mollusca, Gastropoda, Lepetellida, Haliotidae.